This is a messenger RNA of Mya arenaria, 3591 nucleotides long. RefSeq names its product ras-related and estrogen-regulated growth inhibitor-like. The record is from RefSeq and is a predicted model, not a curated record. Gene Ontology annotation, molecular function: GTPase activity; GTP binding. The transcript has 4 exons. Bases 423 to 1061 code for a protein of 212 amino acids. NCBI's taxonomy places the organism in Eukaryota, Metazoa, Mollusca, Bivalvia, Myida, Myidae.
CAUAACAAGACUUAUAUUAAAAUUUACAGGUAUUUCAUCAAGUACAUUUGACGUAUAACUUUUGGUUAUCCACUGACGAAGAACAAAGAGAGACAAAUACAUUUGUAAACCAUUAAUUGAUAUUAAACACCUCUAGGUAUUCAUUUUGAGGUUAUUUUUUUUUGAAAGUUUAUUUGGAGAGUGCGACGUAAACAAAACUAGAAGCCUGGAUCAAAGUGUUUAAUAUACUCUUAAGUUUAUGUGUUAGGUGCCUGGAACAAUAGAAAAAUACUAAUUAAUAUUCUGCUCGUGGUCUUAGUCUAGCCAACGGACAACUUGAAAUGAGUCGACGGAUUUGUAUGCGUUCCAAAGACUGCUAAGAAAGAUGGACAUAUACAUAAACAAAUAAAGGACUGACGUUGGAGAUUUUUUAAGUAAAGAAAAUGUCUCAAAAACGGUUUACCGGGGCUCGAAUUGUGUUACUAGGGGCCAGUGGUGUCGGAAAAACAGCUUUUGCAGUCCGAUACAUUACUAAGAGGUUUAUUGGAGAUUAUGACAGGGAUAAAGAGAUGGUGUACACACGUCAUCUUCCUACACCAAGAGAUGAAAUUACCUUGGACAUCCUUGACACUGGAGCAAGGCUGUCCUCGGAAACAAUCGAAAAGCACACCAAAUGGGGUGACGGUUACAUUCUCAUCUACUCACUCACUGAUCGAGCAAGUUUGACCUACUUAUCAGAGGUCAAGGACAUUAUUACAAAGGUUAAAGGUCGGGACUGUCCUUUGACAUUGGUGGGAAACAAAAGUGACCUUAUCUCUGCUCGUGAAGUCAAUGACGAGGAAUCGAGUGAUUUUGGACAGAAAUUUGAUUGUCCUAAAUUUGAAAUAUCCGUGGCGGAGACCUGUCAGGGGGUGCUGGAAGUUAUGGAUGAAAUAAUGUGUCAAAUCAAGAGAGACUUUGUGAAAAAUAUGAAUACUUCUAAUCAACUGGCAAUAGCUGAUAAUAAGCCCCGCUCAAAACUUUACAGCAUGAAGAAAGCAUUUAAGAAAAGAAUAAAUCGUAGCCAUAGCGAUACAUUUUAGUGAAGGCAAACACAUAUUAAAUAAUGAUAAAACGCUUGAAUAAGUAUUAUAACAGUUUGGUGCCGUAAGUAUUUAUUAGAUAUAUUGUAUCUGCAUUAUUAUAUUCACUAUGUGCACGUUCAUAUGUUGAUUAGUGCAACCACUGCUUUAAUUACAAAAACAUCAACACAUUUGAACAGGGUUUGAACUAUAAUCAUUUUUUACUAAAAGUAAGCGCUGUAUUUUUUUAUCAAAGCUUUAGUGAUGGAAAGAUAAAUAGUGAGAACAAUACCCAAUUGAUAUGUUUUACCUUUUUGAUAUACCCAUGUUCACAAGAGCAUAAAAGCCUUGAUACAAAGAUAUAUUUGUUUAGAAAACAAAAUCGUUGAGUGAAUUAUUCGCUCAAUAUUUGUUUUUGUAUUGUAUCCAUCAUAGCAGAUACUCAAAGAUACUGGCUGCUGGCGUGAUAAAUAAAAAGUGUCAGUAAUACUAUAUGAUUAUUUCCGGAAAAUAUAAUGUAUGUUUAAUAUCUAUAUGUAAUCAUCUUUUACUGGAUUGUUUUCUUUCAAUCAAAAUAGAGUUUCAAUACUAGGCUUACCGUUUUCAGUAAUAUUAUUCCGAAGUCGAUUAACAAAUUCAAGUUCAAAGUUUAUUGACAAACUCGGCACAUAAAUGGACAUUACACCUAUAGGAUGGGAUACAAAAUACAAAAAUAAAUAAGUUUAAAGUGUCGUAUUAUAAAAAUGAAAACAUAAAACAAGUAUAUCGCAAAUAAUUUAAUUUCCAGGGUGGGGUUUCCACAUUACUGCAGCUUUUUUUUUUAUAUCUAACUGCAUUGGACAGAAGGGAGACUUUAAUAUACUCGUAGAAGGCCUGAUUGAUUUACCUAGGAAAUGAAAUAUUAGUAUAUUGUAAAUGUAACGAUUAUACACAUUAAUAUUUUAAACGCAAUAGCAAAGACAACGACAAAUCUUGAAAUUAAGGAUAAAACAUGUAGUUGUCAUGUCAGAACCGGUAGAAAUAUGUUGCAUUUAUAUAAAAGUAGAACACUUUUUUUUAAUAGCCUUUGAUUUCAAAUAACAUCCUGUAUCACGUAAUUCGCCUACAUAAAGCCAUAUUUAGCCGACAUUAUGUUUCAAUUAUUUUCACGUAGUACACCUAUCCUACAUUAUAUUCUCAGACAGAAAAUCCGAUAAUACCUUAAGUUCAAGAGCUUUGUGGAUAAGAUCUUUUAAAUUAGCUAAUGAUGUUUCUGCAUUAUCUACGUUAAACGGUUUUUCAGGGAGUAUAUUAAUGUUUAAUUUCAUCAUAACAUCUUUUAUUGGAAGAUAUUGAACAGUUCGAAAUUAUAUCUCAAUCGGAAAGAUCUUGAAUUUUUUUUGCAUAAUAUAAAUAAGUCUGCUAAGGUAAAUUGAUACUAAAAUAAAUAUUUACAUCGCAUUCAAAUAAACGCGAUUUCGUCCUUUGUCGAAUGUUAAAGAUUUAUGUUACAAUUUGCAGUAACAUUCAAUUGAUAAUUUUUGUUGUACUUUCCCUAAUAUUUCAACUUUGCUAGGCUAAAUAAAUACCUUAUGAAAUUUUGCUACCGAAUAUUUGCGAUACUGAUUAAGGUAUGAUAAGUAUGACAAUUUACUUUCUAACAAAUAUUUUAACAUAAAGUUUAUUUUUUCAAUAUCUCGACAAAAAAAACCCUUAGGGUUUUGACUGACUACAACAUUUAAUAACAUAGUAGCUAUUUUACAAUUUUUCUCCAAGUUAGGUCCAAAUAUGUACUAUACAUACUUCAAUUCUUAACUUCAAACUAAUAAGGUGUAUCUUAAAGUCAAAUGACUUAACAUGUGCUACAUGCCAUAACAAUUACGUUGUGUUACAAGACAUCUUUUUAUUUAACAUGACUUUUAUCAUCUAGGGGCCAUUUUAUCUAGAAUCAUAGCAGCAAUUACACACAGAGGAUAUUCUUUUUAAUUAGCACAGCAUUGUUAAAUAUCUCCUGGAUGCAAAAUCCGUCCUAGGACUCUGCAUGAAUUGGUCAUUGUUAAUGAACACGCUGAACGAACUACGAAAACAAGGUUGUGACAUGGUUAUACACGUUUCUGAUUGUACAAAAGUAUGCCCCGUUCGACUGAUGUCCACACGUUUGAAAUGUGGAGUCCAAUUGGCAUAAAGAACUGAUUAAUAUUGGACUAAUAAGCUAAAACUUAUAUUGAAUAUAAACAUUGGUGACAAAUGGUGGGAAUAAGUCAAAAUGCUGCUUCCAGACUCUAAUCUUAACAUUAAGUGGCACUUAGACAUCAGGUUUAUUGUAUUUGAAACAAUUAACUAAUCUACUGAUAUCCGCGGAAAAAUACCGCGGUUUUCUAUCACGUGAUUAAAUGAUUUAUACAUUUGAAAACGGACCACACAGAAUUAUGCACUUGUUUAACCAAAGAGUGACAACUCACACGCAUGAAAUAGAGGAUAUUUGUUUAUUUCAGUGUAAGAUCGUAUUUUAUUUCACGAGCGUCAUAGAAAAAACAUAUAUAUAUAUUUAGUUUGUUCUAUGAUUACAAGU